ACCAACAUUCAGAGGAUCCCUGAAUAGCCUUCGCGUUAGGACAAGGUGCUGGAAGUGACAGAGCGAAAGAAAAGACUCCAGCGCUAGAGCGGAAAAACCGUAGCAAGCUACAGUAACUGGCCAUUCAUUCGGAAUCCUGUAGCAUCUGUUAUCAUAUCAGCAUAAAACAAAACCUGAGCCCCGAAGUCAACUCGGAGCACUCUACUAUCCGAAAGAAUGCAGCUUGGCAAGUCAACCCGGUGGGAGUGACUGAUGAAGAUGGGCCAAAAAAGUAGAGUCCACUGGUGAGGAGUGGUGAAGAGUCCAAACAGAACCAUAGCGGCUAAACUACCCCGAGCGCCACCAUGCCCCGCCUCCCCUUCUGAACUCUCCUGCCAAUCCGACUCCACCCCCUGUCCCUCACACACAGACACAGUCACUCUUGCCAGUCGAGCUGCGGGCCGCGCUCGCCAUGGCCUCGGCCUACCUGUGGAAGCUGUCGUCCCAGAAGCUGGGCUUUUUCCUGGUGAGCUUUGGCUUCAUCUGGGGCAUGAUGCUGCUCCACUUCACCAUCCAGCAGCGGGCCACGCACGAGAGCAGCACCAUGCUGCGACAGCAGAUCCUGGAGCUCAGCAAGCGCUACAUCAAGGCCCUGGCCGAGGAGAACCAGAGUGUCAUGGACGGGCCCUACGUGGGAACCAUGACGGCCUAUGAUCUGAAGAAGACCCUGGCGGUGCUCCUGGACAACAUCAUGGUACGGCUGGGCAAGCUGGAGUCCAAGGUGGAGAACAUCUACAACAGCACGGGGGCUAACCUGACCAACGGCACCAGCACGGCCACCCCCAGCGCCUCCAAUGCGGAGAAGGUCAACGUGGCAGAUCUGCUGAACGGCGCUCAGGAGAAAUGUGAGCUUCCCCCCAUGGACGGCUUCCCUCACUGUGAGGGCAAAGUCAAGUGGAUGAAGGACAUGUGGCGGUCAGACUCAUGCUACACUAACUACGGUGUGGACGGCUCCACCUGCUCCUUCUUCAUAUAUCUCAGCGAGGUGGAGAACUGGUGCCCGCACCUGCCGUGGAGGACCAAGACACUGGACGAGGAGGCCGACCGGAGGGGCCAGACGGAGAUCCGGACGAGCUUCGAGGAGCUAUACCGGGUCACGUCUCGGCGAGAGGAGUUCCGCUGGAUGAUGCUCCGGAUCAAGCGCAUGGAAGACCCCUGGAUCAACGCCAUCCGCGCCCUGGCUGCCAAGCAGAACCUGGCCAAGCGCAAGAGGAAGAAGAUCCUGGUGCACCUGGGCCUGUUGACCAAGGAGUCGGGCUUCAAGAUCGCAGAGAACGCCUUCAGUGGGGGGCCCCUGGGGGAGCUGGUGCAAUGGAGCGACCUCAUCACCACCCUCUACCUGCUGGGCCACGACGUACGCAUCUCCGCCUCCUUGGCCGAGCUCAAAGAGAUCAUGAGGAGAGUGAUGGGGAACAAGUCCAGCUGCCCCACCCAGGGGGACAAGGUGGUGGAGCUCAUCUACAUUGACAUUGUGGGCCUGACCCAGUUCAAGAAGACACUGGGGCCCUCCUGGGUCCACUACCAGUGUAUGCUGCGGGUUUUGGAUUCCUUCGGCACAGAGCCCGAGUUCAACCACGCCCACUAUGCUCAGUCCAAGGGCCACAAGACCCCCUGGGGCAAGUGGAACCUCAACCCCCAGCAGUUCAACACCAUGUUCCCCCACACGCCAGACAACAGCUUCCUGGGCUUUGUGGUGGAGCAGCACCUGAACGCCAGCGACAUCCGCCACAUUGACGAAGUCAAGCGGCAGAACCAGUCGCUGGUCUACGGCAAGGUGGACAACUUCUGGAAGGACAAGAAGACCUACCUAGACAUCAUCCACACCUACACGGAGGUGCACGCCACCGUGCACGGUACCAGCACUGUGCACUUGCCCAGCUACGUGAGAAACUACGGCAUCCUGAGCGGCCGGGACCUGCAGUUCCUCCUCAGGGAGACCAAGCUUUUUGUUGGCCUGUCCUUCCCCUACGAAGGCCCCGCCCCCCUAGAGGCCAUAGCCAAUGGCUGUGCCUUCCUCAACCCCAAGUUCACCCCGCCCAAGAGCAGCAAGAACACGGACUUCUUCAAGGGCAAGCCCACCCUGAGAGAGUUGACCUCCCAGCACCCGUAUGCUGAGGUGUAUAUUGGCCAGCCUCACGUGUGGACGGUGAACAUCGACAACCCUGCGGAGGUGGACAGAGCCAUCCGCUCGAUCCUCAGUCAGAAGAUCGAGCCCUACCUGCCCUACGAGUUCACCUGUGAGGGGAUGCUGCAAAGAGUCAACGCCUUCAUUGAGAAUCAGGAUUUCUGCCAUGGCCAGGUGAUGUGGCCUCCCCUCAGUGCUCUGCAGGUGAGGCUGGCUGAGCCGGGGAGCUCCUGUAAGCAGGUGUGUCAGGCGGAGCAGCUCAUCUGCGAGCCCUCCUUCUUCCAGCACCUCAACAAGGACAAGGACCUGGCCCGGUUCGGCAUGGACUGCCAGACGGUGGAGUCGUCGGGCGACACGGUGGUGCCUGCGUACAGCGACGCACGUCACCACUGCGUCUUCCAGUCGGACCUGCUGCUGUUCAGCUGCGCCGGCGCCCACCCCUCCCUCAAACGCGUCUGCCCCUGCCGGGACUACAUGAAGGGCCAGGUGGCGCUGUGCAAAGGCUGCCUAUAGCCCCUGUCUGUCUGGGUGUGUGGAGAGGAUCGAACUGGAGUGGAUUGGACCCCCGUACCCUUCCAGAGAGCUGCAGGGAAUGGGGGGGUUGGGGAUCUCUAGCUCUAACCACUCAGAUGGCUUGACUCCUCUCCCUGGCUCCACACCUGCAGUCCUGCAGCCUAACUCCUCCCACAGCCAGGCCUCUGGAGGGAGGAAGAGCAGCCUGGGAACCAGACAACCAGGAGACAUCUGUAUUAUUUAUGUCUGUUUUUAAUCGCCUGAACUUUGACCUUUUAAGGCAUGUUGAUCAGCUCGUCAGACAGACACAGCAUCGGCAGCAAACUGUGGAAAUUCAAAUGGUGGACAGAAAGAGGCCAGUGAGCUAUAUACAUACUCUGGGAACUAGGAAUGUCAAUGGAAAAGUUUUCAGUAAGGCACCUGGCAGGAGGAAAGGAGGGUACAGAAAAAAGAGACAUUGCGCAUCGGCCUGAAUUACUUGAAUCAAUGGGAGUCGCUGUAUAUUUGAGGCAGAGCGCAUAGCAACAGAGCUCACUACUGCCCCUAGGAUGUGUGAGAGUGGGUGGUACUGGAGCCGGUGGGCCAGUGACUCCACCCACUGUAUCUCUCCAAGCUUGUAGUCGCAUCGUGGGACCAACGAGCUGGUGUGUCGCUACACUCGGCAUGCUUUCCUCUCUGCCCCCCUGUCCCCUUUUUAUCUUUGAACUCUUUUAGCUAUGUAGGUUUGCACUGGAGACCCAUAAGAGGCCGUCCCCAGGCAGUAAGGCUCUGUUUCAAUGUCCACACUAGCGUACUACUUAGGAUGAAGCAAUGCACAGGGCAUGUAUUCUGAAUGGUAUGCUCCAAUGGAAAGUUUCCCAUAGACCCUGAUCUAUGGUCAGUUUUGCAUUUCCCUUAUUUAUGGUUAUGAUUGGGGGAGUGGAAGCUGAUCCUAGAUCUGUACCUAGGGGAAACUUGACCAAAAGGAAGUUAAGUGUGAAGAACAAGACGAAGCAGAGCCAGUUUUACACUGUAACUGUACCGCUCCCCAUCGUCGCGUCUGGACAGGGGAGCGGGUCAGAUGUAGAUAUAAUGUUGAUUUUGAAAUGUUCUAAAUCGCAAAUCAUUUUUAAUCCUGAGGCAUUGUCCCUCGUGGUCAUUCCCAACUACACCUCACACACACACACACCGUCCAGCAUGGCUCCUCUGUAGCCCUGCAUGGUAGAUUGCCCCUCCUCAUGCUCCCAAUGUACAGACUAGAGGCUGAGUUUUCGAAAUCGCACACAUUCACACACACACCUGACUGACCGGUUGGAAUGUGCUGGGGAUAAGAGGUGUGUGCCAAAUAAUUGCCAGUGGCUAAUGAAAAUAAUAAUUAGUCAUUGAUCAAUUUCAAUCAAAUGUAAAAAAAAAAAUUUAACAGGAUUAUCAGGUCAGAUCAGUCACAUGUGACAGUGAUGACAUAGUGUGGUACUGUUCUGUAGACAGUAGAACACCAUCACAGCUGUAGUGGGAAAGGGCCCCUCUGGCAGAUCAAACAUCAGUAUGCUCAAUCACCAGUAUCACAUAGGACCGUUGCUUUGACCACAAUAGAUUUAUCGGGAACGUAUUCUAGAUUCUAAAGAGAUAUAUUGACCAUGAGUACUUGUAUUAUAGAUAUUUAAAACCUUUAUGUAUACAGUCGACCCGAAAGAUACACACACACACACACAAACAUCAUUUCUAUGGAUGCACUGUAAGUUAUAGCUCUUGACAAGAGCAACACACACACCUGCAACUUUACUUGUUUCCUUCAUUUGGAGAUCGUUUAGGAUCCUAAUUUGCCUGCCAAUUAUUUUUCUUUUUUUUUACGUGUCAAUAAAAGCUUGAAUUAGUAGUCCUUGUUGUGAAUGGAAAUAAUGCACUACUUUAACCUAAUUUACUGAAGUUUAACAACAUAUAUGACUAAUACUGUAUAUUCUUCAUAUGGGUUUUAAAUUAUUUUUAAAUGUGUUUUAUAUACAGAUCUUUCUCUGUGUUUGCUGAAUUGUUUCUUUUUAUUUAUAGAAAAGGAGAUUUUACAGAGGGUCAUUUUAUUUAUGGAAGAAAUAAUAUAACGUGUACAUUCAAGUGGAUGGAUUAGACGGGAGUUGUUUGUCCCAUCUGACUCCAACCUCCAGCAACAGUGAUGAGAGAGAAUGAGGAAUGGCAAAGAGAAUAUCCAAAUGCUUUGGCAACAUGGCUGCGAAAGGAAUAGGGUGUCAUUUCAGACACGCCUUGAGACCGACCGUCCACUUAGACACUGACGAAAUGUGUUGGACUGGACAGUAGUGACAUAGACGUCUCGCUCCUCUCAUCACUGUGUUUUUCGGGGUGAUGACGACGACAUCGGGACAAAAAGCAGCGCGCACAUUUUUUUUAAUUUUUAUUGUAAAUGCCAGCAAAGAACCUCGUGUUGUUUUUUAUUUUCAGAUCUUAAUGCAAACCAUUUGCACAUUUUGUAAAUAUAGAUACGUUGUCUUUUAGAUGGUCACUUGCGUUUUAUGACGAGCUCCCCCCCCCCUCACCGUACUGUCCAGGUCAGUUUUGAUUACGUCUGUGUAUACGAUCUGCAGCCAAGCAACGGUUUUAAAAAGUACAUGACGUGCCUUUUGAUGGUUAUUACUAGACCGCUUAUUGUACCUGCCCUAUUGAUCAACCGGACCUAGUGCCAGAGAGAAUUGUUAGUUGAGAUCUCGUACUUUGCUCGAAGGAUAAUGCUUCUUAUAACAUUUACUGUAAAGGUAAAACAGUAAUUGUAUGUGUUGGACUUAGUGGUGAUGGUUAAAACAUAUGUCUCUUAAUGCUGUUGUGGACAUGUUUAGCGAAGGCUUUUAGUGGGGUAAAAUGCAGCAUAUGAAAGAUUCUGCUUCUUUGUGGCAGCGGCCUUGUUCUGCUCGUAUUAGAGUCAGGCUUAUUUUGAGUAUGUUGUCAACUGUUUCCUUCCUUUCAUUGGUUGUCAUGUAUACACCGAGGGAUCUUGACAACCAACAUAAAUAGCCUCUGUAAAUGGUCUUCUUUUUAAAUUGGUUUGUCCCAAAACGGUUAAUGGAACUGUAAAUACGAUAGCUGAAAGGAAGAUGUGUUAUGGGCAUGAGAAAAUGUCCUUGUGUCUCUUUUAACCCAACAUCGAAUGUCUCCGUUGUCAAAUCUGCAUUUUGCAUUCAUGUGUAUCCAUUAUGACUUUUCUUUUUCAAUCUCAACCUUGUUUUAAGCCAAUCAUGGAAAAGCUAAAGCAGCGAUUGUUAUGGGACUAAAUUAUGACUGUACAAAAAAUUAUACAUUUUGUUUUCACAGUUGCAGACAAUUUAAAGGGGAUAUAACUUUAUUUUUCAAUAAACCUUUUUCUGUGACAACUGG
Oncorhynchus mykiss (rainbow trout) is the source of this 6034-nucleotide messenger RNA. Its product is annotated as alpha-1,6-mannosylglycoprotein 6-beta-N-acetylglucosaminyltransferase A. Gene Ontology annotation, molecular function: alpha-1,6-mannosylglycoprotein 6-beta-N-acetylglucosaminyltransferase activity. Gene Ontology annotation, biological process: protein N-linked glycosylation. Gene Ontology annotation, cellular component: Golgi apparatus. The record is from RefSeq and is a predicted model, not a curated record. Lineage: Eukaryota; Metazoa; Chordata; Actinopteri; Salmoniformes; Salmonidae.